CAGUUCAACUGAAAUAUGAACUCAACUACCAAGUUCCAAAAACAAGAUGUGUCACAAGAUGCAACCCUAAAAUGCUCAAGCCUGGUUUUGCAUGCUUGUGCCAUGUCCUCAGGGAAGUGAUCAGGAUGACACACACACACAUUAUUCGAGGAACCUGCUGUAAUUUCUUCUUCUGAUCAAUCAAACAUCUCUUCGGUUGGGUCUCUCCACCCUUGUUUUCCAAAUUGAGGUGUUAUCAUCAUCUUGAUUAUACACCAGGAAUUAUUCUGCCUACUUCAAACAUCCAAAGUGACAAAACUGAUGAAAUGGACAAAAUGGAAAAUGCAGCCCAGGAGUCCAGAGCUGAACGCAUAGCUCGCUACAAAGCUGAGAGACGGCGAGAGCUGGCUGAACGUUAUGGCAGCCAGGAAGAGGAGCUUCCAUCUAAGUGGUCGAGAAGAGACAGGGAAGGACGCGGUGUCCGUGACUCUAACUAUGUGGAAAAGUCUGUUUCAGGAGGAAUGAAUGGGGGGAUGGGGAGGAAUGGACAAACACCAUUAGAGGAACGGCCUGUUCCUGCAAUGAUCUCCAAUGGAUGUAAGGUGAACACCAGUCGAGAGAACACACACCAAAACAGCACCACUGAUGGUGGUGUGGUGGCCUUGACUCUUGACCUAGCGGUUCAGCCAGGUGCCGAGGGAUGUCGUCGGCGUAGCCGUCGAUACAUGCCAGGGGAUCCUGCAGGGAGUCGCAAAAACAGUGAACGUUUCCGUACUCAACCCAUCACAGCUUGUGAGAUAAAGGAGAGUUGUGGAACAAUGGACGAUGAAAAUCAGGACACCUCGCAAAUGGAUGUAAAGACAGAUGACAGAGCCAAGAUGAGUGUAGCUGCCAAGAUGUCCCUGUUUAAAGAAUUGGAGAAGACAGCUUCACCUGAGGCGUCUUUAUUCCUCAAACCUCGCUCCAGUAAUAGUUUCCAUGAGCGCAGAGUUCGCCGUAACAACGAUCCCCGAGCACUCACUCAGCCAAUCACCUUUGAGGAAACAGUGAUGGCAGCGAGUCCUCAGUCGGGUGAGGCGUGUGAGCCUGAGGCAGAGGUGGAGGAUGAUGCUGGCACUAAACUGUCUAUGAGUGAGAAACUGGCUCUCUUCAACAAACUGUCUCAGCCCAUAUUGGGUGCUGUGGGGAGUCCCGUGAGAGACGGCAGCCCACUAGAGGCCUCCGAGAGACGCAGACAGAAGGGUGCACGCUACCGCACACAGCCCAUUACUGUGGAUGAGGUCAAUUUGCUUCAGAAAGAGCCUGUUCAGCUUCCUCGUCUUCAUCUGACGCCUCACCUCUCUGACCGACAGCAAGCUGAGUCCAUCAACCUGAAGCCCAGUGAAGUGUGUCUCUCUAGGCCGAGCUCUUCACAGGAGAGGGGUUCCUCCUCCGAACUCACCUCAUCACCCCAUCUAAAGCCUACAGUAGGCAGCAACUCCCAGAAUUCAGUGCAGAUUAAAGGCAUUUUGAAAAAGAGCACUUCAGAGGGAGUGGUGUGGAGGAGUGGAACCAGAGAUCGGGAUAGGGAUCUGAAUGGACAUGGCCUUGAGAAGAAUGGGGGAGAGAGGAGUGAGAGGGAGGUGAAAGAGGAGAGACAUAUAUCAGCUGUGGGUCGAUCUCCAGUCUGUCCCUCCAGUGUUCCCUGGAGGCAGAGGGGUAGGAAGGAAGAACACGGCAGAACACGGAGAUCUGCGUCGAAGCCUGACGAAUGUCCAUCCCAUUCAGAAGACCUCCAGAUCACAGAACAGAGCAGAGAAUCAGACAUCACUGACAGACUGGCUGGCUCAAGAGUAACUAAAGAAGAAGAGGAGGUGCAAAGUGCUAAGGCAAGGUGCAAUAUCAGUGUAAACAGUGGGCCACAGGAUGAGACUGUCAGGACAGCGGAAUCUACUCCCCAAACUCAAUGCUGGGAGCCUGUGUUUUCCUCUGUAUACUCUCAUUCAAGCACCACACCUCAAUAUGUGAUGUUUUUCAAUGAGAGGAGUCUUUCUUAUGAAGCUCAAGAGGUUUCCACAUCCACUCAAAACCAACCACAGGUGACGGGGAGAGACAAGGAAAUCUGUAAGGAGGAAGACUCUCCCAAACUAAUCUUUACAGAAACACAAACCAUUUGCACCAAUGAAGUCCAAGAAAGUCAGAUGGUUGGUACUGAGAUGGCUAAAGAGGUCAUGACCUCUGACCCCUGCUCACUGCCAGCGUGUCCUACCACUGGAGGAGACACAGAGCCAGAUCUCAGCACUCUCUGUCAGACCAACAUGCCAAUUUUGAGCUCAGCUGUAGCUGAACACAGGCGCUCAGUACGGCCGUCCCGCAGGACUCAGGGUUCGAGGAAUCCAUUACGUGCUCUUGCUGCUCGAGAGGAUAUCCAGCAGGAUUUCAUGCAGCCUGAAGAAAACAGUGAAGUAGAGAAUAAUACAGCUAUGAAAAAUUCUAACUGCACACCAGCUGAUGUCACUUCCUCUGGAAAAGUGAGCAGACCCAUAGUGCCAUACAACCAACUCAUGCUCAUCCAGGUUAAAGGAUGGAGGCAGGUGCAGGUGCGGUUGGUGGAGCCUGUGUCACACUCUCUUAACAGUGGCGACUGCUUUCUGUUGGUCACACCCUCAAACUGCUUCCUCUGGACCGGCAAACUCUCCAACACCAUCGAGAGAGAAAAGGCAUCUGAAAUGGCCUCGUUGAUUGUGACCCAGAGGGAUAUGGGUUGUCAAGCAACGGGCGUCGUUCACCUUGAUGAAGGUGUAAAUACAGACAGCCUGCAGGCAGCAGAGUUCUGGAAGCUUCUCGGGGGACAGAGCCAGUAUAAAGGUCCAGACAGUGCUGAUGAGGAUGAGCACUAUGAGAGAGCCAUUUCAGAGUCAAACUGUAUUUAUAGGCUGCAGGGGGACAGAUUCAGCCCCCUUGAGCAGGCCUGGGCUGCCGUACCACACCUCGCUCUACUGAACUCCUCUCAGACUCUGUUGUUUGACUUCGGCAGCGAGCUCUAUUUGUGGCAUGGGAAAGACGUCGGUCCCAGUGAGAGGAAACUGGCCCUUCAGCUGGCUCAGCAGGUUUGGGACGGCGCGUAUGACUACAGCAACUGCAGGAUCAACCCUCUGGAUCCCUCUGGUGGCAGUGCCCGCAUUCCCAAGAAGGGAACUGGACGGCCAGACUGGGCACUUUUUGGCCGUGUGUUUGACCAAAAUGAGACGGUACUGUUCAAAGAGAAGUUUGCUAACUCAUUUGAGCAGACAAAAGUGAACAAAAAUCACAUCGAACCUUUCAUACAAGAGGAGGAGCAGACCCCAUCACUCAUGUCAUCUCCUCAGCCAGUGUCACCUGAGCAGUGGUCAUGUGAUGCCAGAGCUCUCUUCGGUGGAGUCUGUCUCUCGGCGGUGUCAAAAAUCGUUCUGGAUGGUGUGGAUGUACGUAGGGGACGAGACAUGGUCACUCUGAGUGAUGGUCGCCAGGUGGAGUUAUGCACACUUGCAGUGAAAUCGUGGCUUAUUUCAGAGAGUGAGGAGUGUGAGGUUGCCCCAGAGAGCUUGGGACAGUUUAGUGAGGGCUGCACAUACGCUACACGCUGGACUUACAGCCUCACAGCGUUAGGGGAUCAGAUGGCAAGAGGUCAGGAACGAUCUGCUCUUUUCAUCUGGAAGGGGCGGCACUCCAAUGCCAGUGGGCGGGACUUGUCACCAACACUGACCAAUCAGUGUAGUUCUCAGGUGUUUGUAACAGAAGGGGAGGAGCCAGCCUGUUUUCUGCAGCUGUUCCAGGGAGGGAUGGUCAUUUAUAGAAAACACAACAGAGACACAGGAGGCUGGCUUCUGUUCUGUGUGAGGGGGGAUGUGUCUGUAGAAGGCAGUCUGUUAGAGGUCCCUUGCUCCUGCUCCAGUCUGAGGUCUCGUGGCUCAUUGGUCUUGCUGAACAGCCAGCAGGGGGCGAUCUACCUUUGGCAUGGCUGCAAAGCCCACAGCAAAGCACGUCAGGUGGCCAAGCAGACCGUCCAACGCCUCACACAGAUGUGCCCACCUGAGCUGAGUCUGAGAACUGGCAGCUUUAUGAAUGUCCAGGAAGUGGAGGAGGGGAAAGAGCCUGCAGAAUUCUGGAAUGCUAUUGGACCACAGGACAAGAAGUCAUAUGACUGCAUGCUACAAGAUCCUGGUAAAUUUCACUUUACCCCCCGCCUUUUUCACCUGAGUGCCCAAUCAGGAACGUUUGAAGGGGCGGAGUUCAUUAGUCCCUCCCAUGUUAGUGGAGUAAUUAUGGCAAUGCCUUUCCUCCAGGAUAAGUUAUAUUCUGUGCCACAUCCAGCACUGUUCCUGCUGGAUAACUAUCUGGAGGUGUAUUUAUGGCAAAGUUGUGAAGCCUCAGUCUCACAGCACCCCCACUGGGACAAAGAGAAGAAGUGCGCCAUGGAGACUGCCUUACAGUACUGCAAAGAGAGAAAUCCUAGACGACCUCCCAUGGCAUACCUGAUUGAUGAAGGGGCAGAGCCUCUCACCUUUACUAAUAUAUUUCCUUCAUGGGAGAUGAGACUGACACGGGGAGUCCAAGACUGCACAGUGUGUAAAAAGCUGACUUUGGUGCAGGAUGCUCUUGCAGCCCUUAAUAAGACCCAGUUUCCCCUUAAGGAUCUGCUAAAGAGACCUUUACCCGAGGGAGUGGAUCCUUUACACUUGGAGAACUACCUGUCUCCGCAGGAUUUCAAGGCUGUUUUAGGAAUGACAUGGAAUGACUACAACUGUCUAUCAGAUUUACAAAAAAUGGACCUGAAGAAAAGCAAAGGACUUUACUGAGUGUCAGCAGCACUGUGACCUAUAGGCUCAACAUGAAGCGAUAUUUUAAAAAAGAUGUGUUUGUAAGAUGAACAUGUUCUUGAUGGCAGUCAUGUGUACAGUGUAACUGUAAGUGUGAGUGUGUCUUUUUCGGUCUGGUGCUUCUUAUCAUGUCUAAUGCCCAGUGAUCAUUUUGGCCAAAAGCUUUCUGUUCAAAGCUAGACAGAACCAUUAACUAUGACUUUGAGAAAUAGCUUCCAUGUUUUUCUUCCCAUCCUCCAUCGCAGCUGUUUCUCUUCCCGCUUUAUUUAUCUCUUCCCGUCUGCCUUUUAUCUCUCCUCUCAACACAAAGCAGGACAUGUGAAUAAAGAUCUGGUUGUUUUACUGAACUUACAGUUGAAUUUAGUAAUGUUUAUUUUAAAAUAAAACAAAAUGAAAUCUUU
Pimephales promelas (fathead minnow) is the source of this 5218-nucleotide messenger RNA. Lineage: Eukaryota; Metazoa; Chordata; Actinopteri; Cypriniformes; Leuciscidae. The record is from RefSeq and is a predicted model, not a curated record.